Mycena indigotica is the source of this 561-nucleotide messenger RNA. RefSeq lists its product as uncharacterized. NCBI's taxonomy places the organism in Eukaryota, Fungi, Basidiomycota, Agaricomycetes, Agaricales, Mycenaceae. The transcript has 2 exons. The record is from RefSeq and is a predicted model, not a curated record. Bases 199 to 561 code for a protein of 120 amino acids.
CCACCACUGUCACACCCACUCAGACCCAGGCGACGACGAUGUACUCCCCCCGCGGCCUCGACGAACCUGAAGAAGGCCGGGAGCAAAGUGCUGUCGCGCCAGCAGCAGCGCCGCGCGAGCAUCAGCGCGACGAGUCCGGCACGGGCCACAGUCACAGCCGCGCCAGUCGACAUCUUCGACGUCCCCCACGCCCUCCAGAUGACGCGCCAGCGCGCACGCACGCCCGUACCCCGCUCUCCUCCUGGGGCCCUCCCAACAUCGCUCCCUGCCCCGCUCGUAUUUGCCGGACCAGCGCACCGGAAACCCGUAAUGCAGAGCCAUGAACAGGCCUCGGGUGGACAUACCAUCGGCUCCCAUGCUGUCAUGUCGCUUUUCGACGGACCGGCGUAUUCAGGGAGACAUUCAUACGAGCGCAGACCGCUGAGUGGGUUGGUGGAGCCGUCUAGAACCUCCUCAGACUCAACGAGGAGACAUGCCCAGACUGCAAGACAAAUGCCACUCGCAGUCGGCGCCGGCGCGGUAGCCGCCAGCGCACUCACAUUCGCUGUCGCCAACUCUUAG